AGCAUUACGUCGAACAAGUCGUGUGCGCUCACAGUGGCGGCAGCCUUCGCCGGAGUCCGGCGAGGCUGCUCAGCCACGAGCUCCAAAAUGCUGCAGAUCUGCACCCCGUUCUCCUCCGUCGCCUCACAGCAGUAGGUUUGGUGCGCGCCGCCUCCGCUGCAUCCGUCCGCGACGACGCAGAGCCACCGCAGCACCAGGUUCACAUGCGCCGCCGCUGCGUCCGGCUGCUUCUCCCCGUCCCACACAGAACCAAUGAGGAAGAUGUCGCGCCACCUGCUGCAGCAGUCCGUCGACCGCCUGGCCGCGCUGGCGGCGGCCAGCGGUGGUACGAGCGUGCUCACGGACACGAGCGUGCUCACGGACACGAGCGGUGGUACGAGCGUGCUCGUCCUGGCGGCGGUGCUCUGCCUGAUGCUCCACAUGGUCGGGGCUGGCCAUGGUGGCCCAGUGCUCCCGCCUGUGCAAUCCCUCCGCCUUAUUCGUCGACGCGCCGGGGCAGUCGCUGCAUCGUGCAAGGGGAUCAAGAAGAAGGCGCUGCAGUCGCUGCCCACGGACGAGCGCAUCCGGCGGAGUUAGCGCCCCUGCCGUUUCCGCCCUGUCCGUGAUCUCAGGCUGAUUGGAGAAUUCCCGGAGUGCGAAGCGUGUUACUACGAGUCUCU
This is a messenger RNA of Triticum dicoccoides, 659 nucleotides long. RefSeq lists its product as uncharacterized. NCBI's taxonomy places the organism in Eukaryota, Viridiplantae, Streptophyta, Magnoliopsida, Poales, Poaceae. The transcript has 2 exons. Bases 253 to 576 code for a protein of 107 amino acids. The record is from RefSeq and is a predicted model, not a curated record.